Messenger RNA from Helianthus annuus (common sunflower), 770 nucleotides. RefSeq lists its product as uncharacterized. The transcript is spliced from 2 exons. NCBI's taxonomy places the organism in Eukaryota, Viridiplantae, Streptophyta, Magnoliopsida, Asterales, Asteraceae. The coding region runs from base 111 to 755 and encodes 214 amino acids. The record is from RefSeq and is a predicted model, not a curated record.
GCAAUCAACAAAAGAAGGAUAGCUUUUGGAAGAAAGUUCUAAACCACUUUAACGAAACGGUCGGCGGAAGUAAUCGAACCCACCACCAAGUUCGAUCAAAAUGGGUGACGAUGCAAACAAAAAUUAACACAUUCAACGGUCUAUAUCAUCAAGCGGAUCGUUUACGUCCUAGCGGGAGUGACGACGCAUAUGUAAUGAAACAAGCGUUAAAGGAUUACAAAAGCAAAGAAAAUAUUGAGUUCGCUCAUGUUGCGGCUUGGGAGGUUGUUAGAACAAGUCAAAAGUGGUCGCCGGUACCUUUGUUGAAUGAAGAAAGCUCCGGUUCGGGUCUAAAAAGAAAGUCUUCGGAUUCGGGAAAUUAUGCCCGAGGAUCACCGAAUGUCGAAAUCUCAAGCGGAUUCACUAUUCCCGACAUAAACGAGGAUCCUUCACCACCACCACCAAGACGACAAACGAGAAAGGAGAAAAAGGACAAAGGGCCGUCUUCAAAAAACGAAGAUCCAAGAGAUAUAACAAGCAAAUUCGAAGAGUACAAGGCCAUGAAAAAAGAGAUAAUGGAAAUUAAACGUGUACGAGAAGAAAAAUAUUUGACCUUGGCCGAUGAGCAACGAGAGGCGUUGCGACAAACAAUGUACGAGAAGGACUUUGAGUGGUAUAAUCGGCCUACCGACGACCUUAACCCGAAGAUGUUGGAAGUCGCACUCGCUAGAAAACGUGAGAUCGCAAAAAAAUAUGGAUGGCCUUGUGAUUUUUAGUUUUUUUUUAAGUUA